This is a messenger RNA of Drosophila willistoni, 1000 nucleotides long. It is a transcript of the gene Uros2, whose product is annotated as uroporphyrinogen-III synthase. Gene Ontology annotation, molecular function: uroporphyrinogen-III synthase activity. The transcript has a single exon. The record is from RefSeq and is a predicted model, not a curated record. Gene Ontology annotation, biological process: uroporphyrinogen III biosynthetic process. NCBI's taxonomy places the organism in Eukaryota, Metazoa, Arthropoda, Insecta, Diptera, Drosophilidae. The coding region runs from base 136 to 888 and encodes 250 amino acids.
UUUAAAGUAGGCGAUAGUUUUCAUGUUACAAAAGCAACGUAGGGAAUUUUCAAAAAUUCGUUAAAAGCGUAUGAAACAGAGCUCUAAUUGUGUAAUUCUUUAACUUUCUGACUAAUUCUAAUUUUAAGAGAAAUAAUGGGCGAUUGCGUUAAGCAUAGUGUUGUUUUAUUAAAAUCACAAACUCAAGAUGAUUCUUACGAUGAACGGCCAAAUUUGGAAGCGAUCUAUAUAAAUCCUGUAACAUAUGUCUUUAAGAAUAUACCACGGUUGCGAGCAAAACUCCUGAAUCCCCAUAAAUAUGCAGGAAUAAUUUUAUGCGCUCCACGUUGUGUUUAUGCUGUGAACGAAGCUCUCCAAAAGGAUCCCUUGCCCACGUGCUGGCGUCCUUUGCACAAUUAUGCCCUAGGAAAAAAUACACGAAAUAUGGCCUACUAUUCACUACAGAACUUACCCACCAUGGGUGUAAGUGCUUGUAGUGCUCAUAAUCUAUGCGAUUUAAUUAGAGAGACAUUCGGCCCCAAGCGUGAUCUUCCAUUCCUUUUGCCAUGUGGCAAUCUGGCCAGUAAUACAUUACAUCUGCGUCUGGUGGCUCAGGGUUUUCGAGUGGAUAGCUGCGAAUGCUUUGAGAGUCAAUGUCAUCCACACUUUAUGAAUUCCAUGAAACAGGCCCUCAAACUCAAGAAAUUGGAAACUAUUGUCUUUUUCUCACCGGCAAGCGUGAAAAGUGGUGCAGAAUUUAUCAAAAAGUAUUCAGUUUCAAUUGAAGAUCGUAAACUCAUAGCUGUAGGUCGCCAAACCCAGAAGGCCAUGUUGGAGUCUGGUCUCAAAAUCCAUCGUCUAGUUGAAUCGCCCCUUGAGGAAUCGGUAGUUAAUGCCAUAAUCAAUUAAAAACAUUUAUUUUCGACUUGAAGAAAGCUAAAUUCUGGUGCAUACAAACCUUUUAAGGUUUUGACAUUUAAUGUAAUUAAUAAUAUUUGAAUUAUAAGAAAUUAUGAAGAAA